UCACAACAUAAAAACCCCACAGGAAAAGAGAGUGAGCUCCUUUUGCGCAUAUUGCCCUAACCUUUGGAUUUCAAACAGAGACCCACACAGAGAAUUCAAGAUUUUGGUUUCUGGGGAUUAUUUGUGGUGAAAAUGAGUCCAGCGUUGACAGUUCUUAAACUUUCUCUCCUUCUUUACUGUGUUUCUGAACUUGGAGCCAUCAGGUUGCAGUCGAGCCCACAGGCCAAUGGAGGCUGGAUCACAACAGAGCUGGAGGAGACAGUGUCUCUCACCUGCCUGGUGGAAGCGGGCGAUCCAGAGAAGGAGCUGGAGUGGUUCCGGAAUGGGGCUUUAGUGAAGCUGCAGGAAGGGAACCGACUGGAGCAGAGCAGCCUCUGCAUUAACCCCGUGUUCAAGGAGGACAACAGCGCCAUUUUCACCUGUCAGCUGAGGACGGACGCCAGCUCCAACGCCUCAGUGCAGCUGGACGUGCUAUUCCCCCCAGAGCUCUCCGGCCACGACACCGUGCUGGUGGAGGAGGACAGUGACGCGGUUUUGACCUGCAACAUCCAUGCCAACCCCCAAGUGACCGUAACCUGGCUACGGGACGAAGCAGAGCUGGACAUGGAGAGCGGGGGCUACGUGCUGUCUCAGAGCGCGACGGAGGCUCGGCUCUCCAUUUACAAGAUAAAGCGCGGUCUCCACCAGGGAACAUACAGCUGUGUCACCGUCUCCUCCAAAUACGGGAAAAUAACCAAGUCAUUCCAGCUAACCGUGGAAGAUAAGACCAUGAAGUUCCCCUUGGGCCCCAUCAUCGCUGGGGUAGUGGUAGUAUUCUUCACUGUUGUUCUGGCCUUUAUUUCAAGGUGGAACAGAAUCAAGCAGUGCUGUAAGUAAGAGAGCUUCCCCAAUAAACUGACAAAAAGCCUAUGGAUUUGAGCCAUCGAGCUCUGAGGAGAUGAACCUUUGGAAAUUAUGCUGGAGAAACUACUGAAGAGCUCAAGCAGAUGUGAUGCAAGACACAACAUCCUCUGAGCCUUAGACAUGGAUAUGAGCAGGCCUUUAGUAAGCAAUUAAAGAAGCAAACACUGAAAAAUCC
Messenger RNA from Anguilla rostrata (American eel), 1078 nucleotides. RefSeq names its product transmembrane and immunoglobulin domain containing 1 (gene tmigd1). The transcript is spliced from 6 exons. The record is from RefSeq and is a predicted model, not a curated record. NCBI's taxonomy places the organism in Eukaryota, Metazoa, Chordata, Actinopteri, Anguilliformes, Anguillidae. Bases 133 to 876 code for a protein of 247 amino acids.